This is a messenger RNA of Letharia columbiana, 750 nucleotides long. RefSeq lists its product as uncharacterized. The record is from RefSeq and is a predicted model, not a curated record. Gene Ontology annotation, cellular component: mitotic spindle; DASH complex. The coding region runs from base 1 to 750 and encodes 249 amino acids. NCBI's taxonomy places the organism in Eukaryota, Fungi, Ascomycota, Lecanoromycetes, Lecanorales, Parmeliaceae. Gene Ontology annotation, biological process: mitotic cell cycle. The transcript has a single exon.
AUGGCUCGAAAUGGUGUCACUCCCCCAGACCUUAACUCCCUAUCCCUCUCGGACAGCGACGCCGACGACACAGAAGACCUCUUCGCCUCACCCUCCGUGCCCACCAAAAAGCGGAGACCUGAACCUGAGACUUCGAAGUCCCAACCUCCUGCCCAACCACCAGAUACUGAAGAAGACCACCUUGCCGCCCACGAAGCAUCUCUUCGCCGCGAACUGUCCUCCGUCCGCACCAUGAACCAGGUCAUCUCAGGGGUCGUCGACUCUUUGGAGAAAGCCAAGAGUAACAUGGAAACAGUUUCUGCUACAGUCUCAAAUGCAUCUACUCUCCUCACAACGUGGACGCGCAUACUCAGCCAGACCGAACACAAUCAACGGCUAAUCUUGAAUCCGCGAUGGCAGGGGGCAAGUCAGGAUAUCGCGGAUGGGGAGAACGAGGUGGUGCUGAGGCGGCAGGAGAAGGAAAGGAGAGAAGUAGAAGAGGCAAGGAGGGAGGAAGCGAGAGGGAGGGAAAAGGAGGAAGAGGAAAGACGGAGGAUGACAGAAGGGUUGACUACCAAGGGCCCACGAGGAAGAGGUAGAGGUGUAGGCCGAGGGGUCGGCAGAGCAGGGGGCAAUGGAUAUGUUGGGGUGGGCGGUCAAGGAGGAGUAAGAGGAACGGCCAGAGCAGGUGGCACAACGCCUGGAAGGGCCGGGAGCGGUAUUGGAAGAGGCAUAGGCAGUGGAAGAGGAAGAGCAAGGGGCCCAUCGUGA